UUUUUUAUAACCAAAAUAAAAAGCAGAGCCUCCUUUUUCUGUAGCGACGCUUACUGAUAGUCAUAGGCUUCAAUGGAGGAUAAUAUUUCCUCUGAGUUGAAACUCUCCGACUUAAGGAGACAAACCUUUCGCCGAACCAUCGAUCAACUUCAAGAUCGCGCUUCUUCGAUUCUCUUACUUACCCUUCAAUGGAAGGACAUAGAGGAUCACUUCGCCUCCGCUCACAAUGCCAUCGAACAACGCGCCGUGGAGCUUGAUUCUUUCCAAGAAUCGGUUCAACAGACUUUGGAGGAUGUCAAGAAGCGAGAGAGGGAGUUGGAACUUGUUCAAGAAUUUGUGAAAGAGAGAUUUAGAGAGAUUGAGGCCAAAGAGAAGGAUUUUGAGUUGAAUCAAAGGAAGGAGAUUGAGGAGAGGAAGAGAGAAAUUGAGCGGAUUGAGAAAUCUGGCAGAGAGUUAGAGUUGAAAUUGAGAGAGAUUAGAGAUGCUGAGAAGAAGCUUGAGUUGUUUAAUGAUUCAAUUGAGAAGAGGGCUGCUGAGGUUAGAGAGAUUUUGAGCGAGACUGAAGUGAAAGAGAAGGAAUGUGAGCGAUUUUUCAAUGAAUUGAAGUUGAAAAAGGAACAAAUUGAAGAGCAUUGCAAAGAACUUGCGCUCAAAGAAGAAAAUUUUAGCAGGCGGAUUUUGGAAUUUGAAGCGAAGGAAAGGAAAUUUGAGGAAAAAUACGAAGAAUUCAGAGUGAAAGAUGAGAAGAUUGAUGGUAAAUUUAACGAUCUUGAAUUGAAGGAGAAGCUAAUUAAAGCACGGUGUGAGAAAGUGGAAUCUGAAAAAAAGAAGUUUAUGGAACGAUGUAAAGAGUUUGAAGAGAAGAAGAGACAAUUUGAAAAACAGUGCAGAGAACUGGAAAUGAAAGAGAAGCAUUUUGUUCAUGGUCAUACUAUCCGCGUGAAGAUUGAGCCACCAAAUACCAGUGUGGUUGACAAUGCUGUGGACUAUCCCAAUGCUAAUCUUCAUUUUUCUGUGAAUAUGGAUGGGAAGGCCUUGCAGAUUUUCUUAAAUGAGCAUCGUGGGGAGUAUGAUUCAAUGAGGAAUGAGGUACUUGUUGCACUAGGAUUCUCAUCCGACCCUGCAAAGCUUGUAUUGGAUGCAAUGCAAGGGUUUUUCCCUCCCCAUUUGAAAAAGGGAGAUAUGGAGUUCGAAGAAGAGGUUGUUAGAAGGAGUUGCAUACUCUUACUAGAGCAACUGAUGAAAAUAUCACCAGAAAUUAGGCCUCAUGUGAAAAAAGAAGCAAUGAGACUUGCCUUUGAUUGGAGAACAAAAAUUAAGGGAGACGCUGGGCAUUCUCUUGAGGUCUUAGGGUUUUUGCAGCUUUUAGCUUCUUAUGGACUGGUCUCUGCUUUUGAUGCUGAUGAUCUCUUAACUCAAUUGGAGAUAGUUGCAAAACAUCGCCAGUCUCCUGAAUUAUUUCGUGUCCUGGGUUUUGCAGAAAAGAUAUCUGGUUUUAUUCAAAAUCUUAUCAGAAAGAAGCAGCAUGUUGAGGCCAUUAGAUUUAUUUAUGCUUUUGAGCUAGUUAAUGAGUUCCCACCUGUACCUUUAUUGAAUGAUUACCUAAAGGGUUCCAAGAGUGCUGCCAAAAAGUUUAGAAAGGGAAACAAAUCACUUGAAGGACAGACUGAGGCCACAAACAAAAGAAUAGCUGAUCUGAGUUGUGCAGUAAGAUGCAUUGAAGAAUUCAAUAUUGAAUUUGGACCCUCACUUGGAAACCUUAAGCAUUUGAUAGAUGUUAUGGAGAGACAAAUCUCAAAUAGAAAAACAAAGGUGGCUGCCUUUGCAUGCAAGAAACGAAGGAAUAGGAAGAAACGUUUGCCCCCUAAUUAUGCUGCAGUUGAUGCCCCUGUGCUUGCCCCCAAAUCUGCAUCCACCACAAGUGUGGCUCUUACCAGUUUUCCAUCGACCACCUCAAAUUCUGUGCCUUUCCCCAAGACUCGAUCACAACAGUUGAGUGGAAGUAAACGUUCUUGGACAGAUAUGUCACCAAAAGAUCUUCCAAAUUCUUGUUCUGGUGCUGAUCAGGCAAACCGCUUUGAUCCUUUCCAUGCAAAGACUCAGCAAUCCUCAUUAGGAGAUUCACCACUAGAAAGCAAGGAGGCUUCUUCAUCCCUGGAUCCUCAGCAUAAGCCUAAAGCUUUUUCUUUUAACAGGAGUAAGGAGGAUUUGAAACUGUUACUUAAAAAACAUGACGAUAAUGAUUUAGAACAUGGUGAGAUUGCUGCUGCUCUUCGACUUGCAUGUGAUCCGGGAAGGCUUGUUUUGGAUGUAAUGAAUGCUUCCCAUCCUUUCAACUUGAAGAGAAAUAAGGACAUCAAGUUACGAGUUUCAAAAAAGAGUUGUAUCUUAUUGCUGGAGCAGUUAAGGAUGGUCUCACCCCAGAUUAAUCCUGAUAUAAAAGAAGAGGCUAAAAAAGUUGCAUUUUAUUGGGAAACAACAUUGGCAGAGAAGAAAAAUGAUCAUUUGGAGGUCAUUUGUUUCCUACAGUUUUUAGCUGCCUAUGGUUUGGCCUCUACUUUCGAUGCAGACAAACUUCUUGUUCUUCUGGAUGCUGAUGAGUGGCGUAAAGAGGCUGCUGAUUUGGUUCAAGUACUUGGUUUAGCAGAUAAGAUCCCAAAUUUUAUUCAAAAUCUCAUUAAGAAGGAGCAGCCAAUAGAGGCUGUUAAAUAUAUCUAUGCAUUAGAUAUGGUCGACAAGUUCCCACCGGUACCCAUUUUAAAGGACUAUUUGAGCAAUUCUUCCAAAAAGAAUGUUAAGCAACUAUCCAGGAAAAAGAGAAAAUCUAAUGGAGGGCAGAUUCAAGCCAUUGUCAAAGAGGUAAAAGCAUUGAAAGCUGUGGUCAAAUGCAUCACGGAUUGCAAGAUUGAUGGCAUCUCACCUGCAAUCCUCAAAGAACAAAUUGUCCAACUGGAAAAACAGAAAGAAGAGAAAGUUCUUAUCAUUGAAAAAUCAAAAGCCAAAAUCACACCUUGUUCCUCGUCUAAAUCUAAAUUAGAUCAGCAGGUCUCUCUUUCCUCUGCACCAACUUCUGUCACUGCCCCUAACACUGAACUGCAACAGCAGAGUGGAAAAAAGCGUCCUAGAAUACAUGUUUCAUCAGAGGAUCCUCCAAAAGCAUCCAUUCGUGGCACACCUGUAGUUCAUUCAAUGCAACCUCCCCAGCAGCAUCCACCAGGUUUUGUUGCAACUCAAGGUGCUCCUUACAUGUAUCCACCGCCCAGACACUAUAGUUUGGCAGGCUAUCCUCCUAACAUUAUGCAGUUUGACUCCUAUAAUUCUAAUGUUAGUUCCUCUUACCGUUGGACAAAUGUUAAUCUUGGACACUGGAAUCCAGUGCCCUUCUGAACGACCUAGUGCUGCACCCGAGUGCGAAUGAUGAUCAUUCGCGGUGAUCGUUGCGUUUCCUGUAUCUUUCAGUGGUAAUUUUCCACAUUUGUGCAAUCAAUAUAUUUAUCUUUGUGUUUGGUCA
Hevea brasiliensis (rubber tree) is the source of this 3511-nucleotide messenger RNA. RefSeq names its product FRIGIDA-like protein 5. NCBI's taxonomy places the organism in Eukaryota, Viridiplantae, Streptophyta, Magnoliopsida, Malpighiales, Euphorbiaceae. The transcript is spliced from 6 exons. The coding region runs from base 73 to 3387 and encodes 1104 amino acids. The record is from RefSeq and is a predicted model, not a curated record.